GGCUGCGCGCACACAGGCGAUGGGAGGUCGCCCCUGGUUGGUCUUGGCUCGGCUUUUUACGCGUCUCCUCUGAAAAACAAACCACGUUCAUCGCAUUUUUUUGGAGUCGAUUUCUUCCAGCACCUGCCCGCAGGAUCCGGGGCUCAAGAAGCGGGAGUCAGGGAGGAGAGAUCCCCCGCAAACGCGUCAUGGGAGCGGGGAGAAGCGGGGCUCUCUUACGCGCGCACACCUGAGGCUUUCCAGCGGAUUUUUAUUGCAUCGAUUGCCUUCCAACUUGUGUCUUUUCAACGGGAAUCGUUAUUAUUUCCUCCCAGGGGACUAUUGCUGGCUUUUUUGGAGGAGUUUGUCGAAGCCUGCAGAGGAUGAUGAUGGUGCUGUCUGCGUGCGUCCGGCUGGCCAUCAUCCUGCGUUGUGCGUCCCUCACCAGCGGACAUUUGGCAGAAGAUCACUUGCCUAAAAUGUGGCCCUCUGAGAAUCCCCUCAUUCUUCACCAUGGCGACGCUCUUAAUCUCACAUGCAGGGGCCACGGACCGCUGCGCUGGACACUCCCGACCCCGGUGGACCCUCGCCGAUCUCUUCCCAGGGAGGGCAUGAAGGUGCAGCAGUGCGAGUCCAGACGUCACUCUCACUGCAGCAAACUGCUCAUCACGCAGAUGGCCGCCAAUCACACGGGGGAAUACCGCUGCAGCUACACCGCAGAUGGCUCGGACUUCACCACAUCCACCUACGUCUACGUCACAGAUCCGGAGCAGCCUUUUGUGGAGCCCCAUGAUCAGACACCCUACGUCCUGGGCAUCUACAGACAUGAGACCAGUCUUGUGAUACCGUGCCACACGUCCUCCCCCAGUUUUGUUGUAAAACUACACGCGGACCCACAUUUUCCGGAGAAAGUUGCCAAGGAGGUCAAAUGGGAUCCAAAGGUGGGCUUCAGAAUCCCCUACGGUCCCUCCACCGUGUACACCAUGUUGACCUGCACCACCAUUGUCAACGGGCGUGAGUUCCGCUCGGACUACAUGCCCAGGAGACAGUCUACUUUCCUCGAGAACGUGAAGGUCACACCUGAGCGCGUCAGACUGUUGGCCGGAGACACGCUGGUCCUCAACUGCACCGGGCAGACCACCUUUAACGAAAGAAUCAGCUUUACCUGGGAUUUCCCGAGAAAGAAAGAAAAUCGCCAUUUCACACAGGCAAAAAUGGAACGCCCGGCUGUGGUUUUUACAAUGAGCAGAGCCCUGGUGCUGCCCAACGUCACCGUGGAGGACAGGGGCUCGUAUCGCUGCAAAGCGGAGACUUUGCCCACAAAACACAAGAACGCCACCGCCAAAGUGAUCGUCUUCGAGCACCCCUUCAUCAACAUCUCCUACAAGCACGAGCAGCGCGGCGCGGUGGUUGUGAAAGAGGGCAGGAAGAAGCUGGUGUUUGAGCCCAAAGUGAACGCCCUGCCACCUCCAGACAUGAUGACAUGGUAUAAAGAUGAUGUCGCCAUCCUGAAGAAUUCCACCUGCUUCAAGAUUUCCGGUUUCAGCUUGAUCAUCGCUGAUCUUCAGCGGAAUCAUGCCGGGGUCUACACCAUAAGCCUCGGCAACCAAGCCAGGGGCCUUCACCGGAAUCUGAGCUACACGCUGCAGAUUGAAACGAAGCCGACUAUUUCCGAGGCGGAGUUUGCCAGCGCGGACGUUCAGCCCUACAUGCUUGGGAGGCGGCACCAGCUGGACUGCAGUGCCUACGGGUGGCCCGUGCCCAACAUUACCUGGCUCUGGCAACCAUUCCAGCACAGCCCCGACCAUAAAAACCAAGUGGUCUUCUCCGAGCCAGUGGUGGUCAACAUUACCCAGAGGGGAGAACACACCAACUGGGUGAAAAGCAUUACCACCAGGCCUGAACAGGUUAAAGGGAAAAACAAGACUGUGAGCACCCUGGUGGUAGAAGAAGCCAGCGUGUCAGGAAAUUACACCUGUUUGGCCCAGAAUGAAGAAGGCAAAACCACAAUGGCCGUUCCAUUCUAUGUAACUGAUCACCAGGAUGCGAUAUCCAUCCAGCCUCAGUCUGCCCUGGAGAGAGACCACGUCACCUUGAGCUGCCGGGCCUCUCGUUACCUUUACACACACCUGCAGUGGUUGGAUUCCAGGAAUCGCACCAUCACCUCAAAUGUGUCCGCUCCCCAGUUCAGCCUUUACUCCAUUUCCAUUUCCCUCCACCUGCACAAUGUGAGCAGAAACAGCGCCGCAGGCUACAAGUGUCGGGCUUAUAAGCAGCGAAAUAAGGUGGAGGUCAAGCCAGCUUCCCUGAAUGUGAUUGCGAGAACGCAUCCCUGGCUGGGUCAAAAUCUCACCAAUCAGGAGGUGAACAGUAGCAACACCCUGGUGCUGACCUGCGUGGCACACGGGGUCCCUCAGCCCAACAUCACGUGGUACAAGAACAGCGUGAUGCUGGAGAAAGGCCCAGGAAUCAACGUGUGGCAGAACGGCGCUCUGGUCAUUGAAAGGGUGAAGAAAGACGACGAGGGUCUGUACGAGUGCGUGGCCACCAACACCGAGGGCCUCGUCAAAACCAGCGCCUUCGUCACCGUGCUUGGGGAGGAAGGAAAGCCCAACGUGGAGGUGAUCAUUCUGGUGUGCACGGGUGCUGCCGCCACCUUCCUCUGGCUCAUGCUCAUCCUCUUCAUCCGCAAGCUGAGGAAGCAACCGGCACACUAUAAAAUGGGUCCGUCUAUCAUCAUCGACCCUGAUGAGUGUCCACUCGACGAGCAGAACGACCUCCUUCAGUAUGACAGCAGCAAGUGGGAGUUUCCCCGGGACCGCCUGCGACUGGGCAAAACUCUUGGCCACGGUGCUUUUGGGAAAGUGGUGGAGGCUUCUGCCUUUGGGAUUGACAAACUCUCCACCUGCAAGACCGUCGCCGUCAAGAUGCUGAAAGGUGGCGCCACGUCCAACGAGCGCAAAGCCCUGAUGUCAGAGUUAAAGAUCCUGAUCCACAUUGGCCACCACCUCAAUGUGGUCAACCUCCUGGGAGCGUGCACCAAGCCUGGAGGGCCGUUGAUGAUGAUCGUGGAGUUCUGCAAAUACGGCAACCUGUCCAACUACCUGAGAGGCAAGAGGGAGGACUUUGUCGUCUACAAGAGACAAGACGGCAAGGGGGUGUCGCCGGACACGGGCUGCGAGCUGAGCGAGCUGAUGAAGCGCCGCCUGGAGAGCGUGGCCAGCACGGGGAGCUCGGCCAGCUCGGGUUUUAUCGAGGACAAGAGCUACUGCGACUCGGAGGAAGAGGAAGAAGAGUCCGAGGAUUUGUACAAGCGAGUCCUGACGCUGGAAGAUUUAAUCUGCUACAGUUUCCAGGUGGCAAAAGGCAUGGAGUUCUUGGCCUCUCGCAAGUGCAUUCAUCGGGAUUUGGCCGCACGAAACAUCCUUCUCUCUGAGAAUAAUGUGGUGAAAAUUUGUGAUUUUGGACUGGCCAGAGACAUCUACAAGGACCCUGAUUAUGUGCGCAAGGGGGAUGCCCGGCUGCCGCUCAAGUGGAUGGCUCCCGAGGCCAUUUUUGACAAGGUGUACACCACUCAGAGCGACGUGUGGUCCUUCGGCGUGCUCAUGUGGGAGAUCUUCUCUUUGGGUGCAUCACCGUACCCCGGUGUCCAUAUUGACGAGGAAUUUUGCUGCAGACUGAAAGAGGGCACCAGGAUGAGAGCUCCAGAAUACUCGUCCUCUGAAAUAUAUCAGACCAUGUUGGACUGCUGGCAGGGGGAACCACAGGAGAGGCCCACCUUCACCGAGCUGGUUGAAAGACUGGGAGACCUGCUCCAGGCCAGCGUGCAACAGGAGGGUAAACACUACAUACCCAUCAACACCGCCCUGCUGGCCAAGGUGGGAGACCUCUCUGCCAGCCAGCUGCCGGAUGAGACGCCCACCCGGCCCGUCUCGCUGCGCCACUCCGGGGGAACAUGGAACAUCAAGAUCCGUCCGGCGAGUGUGAAGACCUUCGACGAGGUCACAAUGGAGAGCGGGACAAAUGAGGGUCAUGAGGGCGGACAGUCCGACAGCGGGAUGGGCCUCUCGUCUGACAACAUGAAUACUCUGAAGAGACUCGAGUCGCUGGCUGGCCGACCUCUGAGCAUCAUGGCUCUGGCCAUGAAGGCCGUGAGCAAGAGCAAAGAGUCGGUGCUGACCGACUCAGACAAGGACAAGUUCGCUCCAAACGUCUCCCCUCUGGACUUCAGUCUGGACGACUCGGCGUUGGACGCCGACCUGGAGUGCCACAGCCCGCCGCCUGACUACAACUAUGUGGUGCGCUACUCCACGCCACCUGUGUAACCUAGGGCUUUUGUCUUUGGGCUUUGGUCACAAUCCACUUUUUUGUGGACACCUUUUUUUCGCGCCGCCCCGGGAGACGAGGCGAGGCUCGUUUUGGUGUGAAAGGACCGACGAGUCAACUGUGCCACGGACUCUGCGGGCGUUUUCCGGGCUCAGGUGUUCCGCGGGUGAUGACAGGCUCAGGUAUUUCAGUCAGCUUUUCUAGCGUCUACUGUGAAUUUACUCCAUUCCACAUCCACUCCCAGCGUUUCAUCAAUUAGAAACUGGGGAUAUUUUUGGAAGCAUCAUCGCGUUGAUCACACUUCAAGAGUUCUUACCAAAUAAUGGAUGUUUUAGAUUUAUUGUCCAAUCAGCCGCGGUCUAAACGCAUACUUAUAAAUCAUCUGAUUUGUCAUUUUGUAAGCAGUAACAUGACAUUGUUUUCUCCGUGUACAGUCGUGGUCAAAAGUUUACAUACACUUUUUUUGUGAUAGAGCAGGGGUCACCAACCUUUUUGAAACCAAGAGCUACUUCUUGGGUAGUGAUUAAUGCGAAGGGCUACCAGUUUGAUACACACUUCAAUAAAUUGCCAGAAAUAGCCAAUUUGCUCAAUUUACCUUUAACUCUGUUAUUAUUAAUAAUUAAUGAUAUUUACACUUAAUUGAAUGGUUUAAAAAAGGAAAAAUCCAAUCUGCACUUUGUUAGAAUAUAUAACAAAUUGGACCAAGCUAUAUUUCUAACAAAGACAAAUCAUUAUUUCUUCUAGAUUUUCCAGAACAAAAAUUUUAAAAGAAAUUCAAAAGACUUUGAAAUAAGAUUUAAAUUUGAUUCUACAGAUUUUCUACAUUUGCCAGACUAAUUUGUUUUAAUUGUAAUCAUAAUAAGUUUGAAGAAAUAUUUCAAAAAUAUUCUUCGUCGAAAAAACAGAAGCUGAAAUUAAGAAUUAAAUUAAAAUGUCUUUAUUAUUCUUUACAAUAAAAAAAAUAAAUUUACUUGAACAUUGAUUUAAAUUGUCAGGAAAGAAGAGGAAGGAAUUUAAAAGGUAAAAAGGUUUAUGUGUUUAAAAAUCCUAAAAUCAUUUUUAAGGUUGUAUUUUUUUCUCUAAAAUUGUCUUUCUGAAAGUUAUAAGAAGCAAAGUAAAAAAAUUAAUGAAUUUAUUUAAACAAGUGAAGACCAAGUCUUUAAAAUAUUUUCUUGGAUUUUCAAAUUCUAUUUGAGUUUUGUCUCUCUUAGAACUAAAAAUGUCGGGCAAAGCGAGACCAGCUUGCUAGUAAAUAAAUAAAACUUAAAAAAUAGAUAAGUCCUGGUAAGUCCUGCUAUUUCAGCUAUUUUUAGAACAGGCCAGCGGGCUACUCAUCUGGUCCUUACGGGCUACCUGGUGCCCGCGGGCACCGCGUUGGUGACCCCUGUGAUAGAGUGAUUGGAGCACACAUACUGUGGGGCGGCUUAGCUCGGUUGGUAGAGUGGCCGUGCCAGCAGCUUGAGGGUUCCAGGUUCGAUCCCCACUGUCACUGCCGUUGUGUCCUUGGGCAAGACACUUUACCCACCUGCUCCCAGUGCCCACCCACACUGGUUUAAAUGUAACUUAGAUAUUGGGUUUCACUAUGUAAAAGCGCUUUGAGUCACAUACAAAUAUAAAUUCACUUCACUUGUUGGUCACAAAAAACAUUUGUCCGGGGCCCGGAUCAUGUUUUGGUAUUUUCGGUUAGUUUUGGACUCCCUCGGUUCUUGUUUUGUGCACCCUUGAGUUAGUUUUGGUUACCAGUGUUGCUUAUUAUUUUCACCUGCCUCUGAUGUGGUGUUCGGGACGCUCACCUGUUCCCCGAGCACUAAUCAGAGGCAUUAUUUCAGCAACCAUGGUAACCAAAAC
Molecule: messenger RNA, 6153 nt
Organism: Entelurus aequoreus (snake pipefish)
Lineage: Eukaryota; Metazoa; Chordata; Actinopteri; Syngnathiformes; Syngnathidae
Gene: kdrl
Product: kinase insert domain receptor like
Exons: 30
Coding region: 363-4304 (1313 amino acids)
Biological process (GO): positive regulation of kinase activity; protein phosphorylation; multicellular organism development
Cellular component (GO): signaling receptor complex
Molecular function (GO): transmembrane receptor protein tyrosine kinase activity; ATP binding
Source: RefSeq, a predicted model, not a curated record